This is a messenger RNA of Eublepharis macularius, 1437 nucleotides long. RefSeq names its product charged multivesicular body protein 1B (gene CHMP1B). Gene Ontology annotation, cellular component: ESCRT III complex; multivesicular body. The transcript has 8 exons. Bases 169 to 768 code for a protein of 199 amino acids. NCBI's taxonomy places the organism in Eukaryota, Metazoa, Chordata, Lepidosauria, Squamata, Eublepharidae. Gene Ontology annotation, biological process: late endosome to vacuole transport; endosome transport via multivesicular body sorting pathway; protein transport. The record is from RefSeq and is a predicted model, not a curated record.
UUCGCGCGUGACAGGAUGCAGGGGCGGAGGGAGAGAAAGGAAGGAAGGAAGCAGGAAGUGAAUUCUCGAAAACAAGACCGGGGUCUGAGCAGCUGCCGCGGCCGAGCCAAAGACCCUCCUCCUCCUCCUCGUCGCUGCCCGGCCUGAGGCGCCUCGACAGCCGCCGCCAUGUCAGCCAUGGAGAAGCAUCUCUUUAACCUGAAGUUUGCUGCCAAAGAGCUUAACAGAAAUUCCAAGAAAUGCGAUAAAGAAGAAAAGCUUGAAAAAGCUAAAAUUAAGAAGGCAAUUCAGAAAGGUAAUACUGAAGUUGCAAGAAUACACGCUGAAAAUGCAAUCCGGCAGAAGAAUCAAGCGAUCAACUUCUUGCGCAUGAGUGCUCGAGUAGAUGCUGUGGCAGCGAGAGUUCAAACAGCAGUCACAAUGGGCAAGGUAACAAAGUCAAUGGCUGGAGUUGUUAAAUCUAUGGACGCUACCUUGAAAACUAUGAACUUGGAAAAGAUCUCUGGUUUGAUGGACAAGUUUGAACAGCAGUUUGAAACCUUAGAUGUUCAGACGCAGCAGAUGGAAGACACAAUGAGUAGUACGACCACGCUAACGACACCACAGAAUCAAGUGGAUCUGCUUCUGCAGGAAAUGGCCGAUGAAGCAGGCCUUGACUUGAAUAUGGAGCUACCUCAAGGACAGACGGGAUCCGUUGGCACAAGUGUUGCUUCAGCAGAACAGGAUGAGCUGUCACAAAGAUUGGCCCGCCUUCGUGAUCAAGUGUAACAGGAAGACUCGGUUCUGCCGUUCUUCGUGUAUGCUUCCAAAGCAUUCUGUGUACAUAAUGAGGAUCUCCGUGUCUAACACCUCUGGAUAUUUAACUAGCGUACUAAAGAGUUCUUGUCUUUGUCUUGCCACGCUUUCUAAAAUACAUUAAGCAACUCAAAAGGUGGUGUUAACCCUUCGGUGUGUGUGCUUGUGUGUGGUUUUCUAGUUCAGUACAGCACACUUUUCCCCAGUGGAGGGUUAUAUUUUUGCAAAUAUUCUUUUUGAAGGUCCUAACGGAAAUCUUUACCAAGCUAAUGUCAGAUCAUCCAAUUAAAAGGAAAGCUGCACCCGUAAGAUACAUGAUUUUAAAAUUAUGUAACAGGGUUUUAAAUUUAUGAAUAAGGUCUGUGGUUGAGUGACUGAGGUGGUGUAUGCUAGCCAAAUGAUCAUUACACUUAAUGCUUAAGGAACAUGACCAGACCAGGUGGACAGAAUGGUACAUUUGAUAUAUGCUGUGCCUAUGUGUAUAUUCUUUAAACCCUCCUGGAUCAUCUGCCUUUGGCAUGGUAGAACAAGCAUACUUGUAGCAAGGCUUAAAAUGAUAGUAGUCCAGGCUGUCAUAACUGGAACCUUCUGUCGGUAUCGUCACUUCAGUUCCGAAGGAAUAAAAUAUAUUUUUCAACACUC